GUGCAUUUGUAAGGUAGGUACGGUGAGAGCGAUACAAGGGAGCGAUACCUCAUCACAUUCACCCAUCCAUCCAUCCAUUCAUUCAUCCAUCCAUCCAGUGGUGCAUAUGCAGAUCAGAUGUCGCGUGUUGACUGGGGGUCGGUGGUGCACCACGUGGCCACCAUCGAGCCCAAGAAGUACCGGAAAAACCCUCCCUCAGACAUCCCCACAGCCCUGGCGGCAGGGUACGACCUCGUCGCGCGCGAGCGCUCAUGCGACUCGCACAAGGAGGCCAACGCAAAGGCCAAGCAGCCGCGAGUGAGCGAGGAGGGCGUCGACAUGGCAAACGAAUCGGUGAGCGAACAUUAUCCAACAAACAACAGCCGCCCAUCUGCCGUUUGUGGUUGUUGUGCCAGGAUAAGGUUGCUGGCGUUGGUUUGGCUGACCUCGAGGCUGAGACCGUCUAUGAAGUCGGCGACUUCCUCACCACCCUCCAGCGCAAGCCGCUGUCGCUCGUGUGCCGGCAGCUGCACAAGAUGACCACCGACGCCACAUACGGCGUCCUCUACCGUGACCUCACCAUCUCCGUGCUCGAACACGACUACUGGAAGAAGAUCAACCUCACCGACACUCUCAAAACACGACUGGUGAGUGAGUGAGUGAGUGAGUGAGUGGGCGGCUGGGUGGGGAUGGUGGACGAAUGCAUGAUGGAUGUGUAUCUCGUGUGUGUGUGUGUGUGUGUGUGUAUGAGUCAGAGUAAGAUCAAGACGGCGUUCAUCGAGACUUACGGCCACAAUGAUGUGCUGCCGUCUGCUGUGGAUCACAUCGAGGCGUCCAAGGCCACGCUCAUCCACAUCGGUGUCGACGACCCGGCGCGUCGGUGCCACAACCGAUUCGGCAAUAGAGAGGGGGCGGGGGAGGGAGAGGGGGAGGAAGGUAGGGAGCCGGUGGUGUUUGAGAAGACCCAGCAGCUACACAUCACCCACACACGCUACCUAGACCUAGUCAAGUAAGGACAAGAGGGGCGGGGUUGGCUGCAGAGAUGCAAACGUGUGUUGUGCGGUGUGUGGCGGGUGUCGUGUGUUGUGUGUCAUCUGAAGGGAUCGCAAGUGGGUGUUUCCGAGUUUGGAGGUGCUGAGUGUGGGCAAGGUGUGCGUUGGGACUUAUCCCUACAGCAGCCACCUGCCGGCCGUCACCCACAUCGUGUCAGCUUCGCGCGAGGUCACAUCCAUCAAGGCCGAUGUCAUCCAUGCCACAGAGGGAGACGAGUGGCAGGCAUUCACCAGGUAGACACAAUUGAACGACAAAACAAUCUCAUCACACACACAAAUGUUUUCUUCCCUCUUUGUGUGUGCGUGCGUGUGGAUGUCAGUUCGUUGAGUGGUUGCCCCAAGCUCACGAGCAUCAGCGGCCUCCAUCUCGUUCUGAAAGGCUACAGAGAACCUAAGUGAGCUGGGCGACAAGAUAAAUGGCUGGCAUAGACACACCAUGUAUGCGUCUGUGGUGCUCCGGGUCAGCCGCGUUGAGAACAUCUACGAUCCACUGGGCCGCCUCACCAGGGCACUCGACACCAAUUGGCGCACCGAACACAUGAAAGGUGGGUAGGUGGGGGUGGGCAGAUUAACACCACACAGGGCGGUACUCCUUGCUGACUGUGUCAUCUCUCCUCUGUCAUCUGUGGUGUGCAGACGUGCCCAAGACCAUUACCAUUCACCAUCGCUUCUCGUCCGGCCCCGACUUCAGUCGCCAGCUGACCGACCGCAGCGGCCCCAACCACUUCGCCCUCGCCGACCUCCUCACCUGGGCCGAGGAGACCAAAUGCCAAAUCGUGUGGAGGCCACGGUGACUGAGACAUGCAGCAACAAAUGCAUCGCAGACAGAGACGGGCACAGGCUGUUGUGUGUGUGCUGUGCAGAGAGGAUGACCAUUUCAAGCGUUGCAGCUGGGACACAGACAGCCCCCCGCGUUAUGACGACAUCGUCAUCGACUGCGGCAAGGAGGGAGCCGACACACCUCCGGCCCCGCACAGACGUGUAGCCCAGCUCAUCACCGACCUGACGACCGAAUGCGACGCGGUGAGAGAGGGAGGGAGGGAGGCGGGGAGAGGGGGAGAGGGGGAGAGAGACGCCUGUUCAUGUCUGCCCUUCUCCUGCCUCCCUCUGUUUCCCUAGGUCAAGUUUGUGUACGGCGGUGCUCCCCUGCACGACACGUGGGGGCAGCUGCUGACACUUCCCGCGGCCACCAAGCUCUCCAUCUGCCCCCAACGCUACGCCACCCCCGUCCGCCAGCUCACCACGAGCAUCCCCGAGUGGCUGGUGGCCCAGGACCACAACGGCAACAACACACACCUCCCGGCCAUCAAGCACCUCUACAUCGACGCAUCGAGCAGCGGGUCUGGAACCAACCGUGCCCAAAACAACGCCCUGCCGACCGGUGCUGAGGCUGGGAGGCUGGAGGAGCUGCUGGGCAGCCUGGCGGGGGUGCGUGAGGUGUGGCUCGGGGCACUGAGCCUUCGCACCGUGUCGCAGUGUGUGUCGUAUCUGCAUGCCCGUGAGUUAGAUGAGUUGCACAUCUGCCGGUGGGAUGCGUCAGAUGCGCUGCCCGACUCAUCGCACACGCCGGUGCCUAAGCUAGCCUACCCUGCCGUCAAAUCGUUGCGCGUGUGGAAUGAGUCUGAGAUGAGCAAGGGGUGUGUUCGGUCUGUGCUGUCUCUCGUCAUGUCCAUCAAGCCAGCCAAAGCCAGCAUCGACCUGAAGCCCACAACAGAGUCGAUCGCACCAGGCAAGGCGCGACGCACCUACUCUGGCAGCUUCAACCCGAGCCACUCGAAGGAGCUGACGGCUUUGCUGCGGGAGGCAGAGAGGACGGUGGGGUCGGUGUACAGUGUAGUGUCGUCAUCGUGUGAGGUGGAUAUGGUGGAUGACUGGUACAUGAACACGAUGCAUAUGGAGCUAGUGUUGAAGGAGGGGGGCGAGGGAGACAAGAGGGGCAAGAAGGGCAAGGGGGGAAAAGGGGAACAAGAAAGGCAACAAGGCCAAGUGAGGGAAGCGAGGGGGAGGGAGAUGGAUGCAGACGGAGGAUAGCAUGUAUGGCUUGCCGGCAGCCGAUGGGCCGGCCAUCUCACUCACUGCUACAUCCAUGGAAUGGACACAUUAAUCGCAUGUUCCCGUGUUUCGUGUCUCCUUGUGUGUGUGCAUACCCCCACCCCUCUUCUAAUUCGCCAUUGCGCGUGCGUGAGGAUGGCCUACCACAGCCAUUCAGCACGCCGCCAUUCUACUCUUGACGUGUGUGUGUAUGUGUGCGGUGGGUUGGGUUCAUCGGCUGUGGUCUCAUUUUUUGGUCAGGGGAUGGGCCGACUCACUGACUGACUCACUCCCUCACUCGCGUGUGUGGCCCGAACGGCCGCAAUCGCGUGUGUGCAUGUCUCCAUGGCUGCCUCCAUCUCUCUCUGUCUGCACCUCCCCAUCCCAUCCCCCCUGCCAAUUCGCUGUCGUGCGUGUGGGUGUGACCGACCGACACCCAUCCGAAGGAGGGGGUCAUAUGUGUGUGUGUGGCCGCUGGGAUGGCUUACCACGGCCAUCCAGCAACCACACACGUCUCUUUGUAUGUGUGUUGUGGAUGGGUGUGGG
Molecule: messenger RNA, 3608 nt
Organism: Vitrella brassicaformis
Lineage: Eukaryota; Vitrellaceae
Source: the annotation of a GenBank genome assembly